Messenger RNA from Colletotrichum truncatum, 2442 nucleotides. The record is from RefSeq and is a predicted model, not a curated record. NCBI's taxonomy places the organism in Eukaryota, Fungi, Ascomycota, Sordariomycetes, Glomerellales, Glomerellaceae.
AUGGAAUCCAUUGUCCUCAACAACCCCAGUCAAUGGCCAACCUGGUAUAAGGUUUUCCAGGGUAAAGCCACCGACUUGGACGUCUGGGAGCAAGUGGAUCCCGGCGCCGAAAACCCCGAGAAGCGGAUGCCGAAGCCGGAGCCUCCGGCCUUCUCCGACUACAAGAAGAAAGGAAUACCGCGACAUACCCGCGGAUCAAUCAUCGAGGUGUUACAGACACCAGAUAUCGAAGAACUCCGGAGCGACUAUAACCAUGAUAUCCGUAUCUACGAGCGUGAAGCGGCUGCUCUACGAGAGCUCCGCAACUGGGUCCUAUCGACAGCAGCCGAGAAGUACGUCAAUGCAUGCUGUAAACCUACGGAGACCCUCCAAGCCUGGAUGGUCAAGCUGAAGGGCGUGGCCUCGAUCUCGAACAAUAAACAAAAGAGCGCCGCGCGUGAGGAGUACGAGAAGACCGUCAAGCAAGCGGCUACAAAGCGGAUAACCACGAAGGCCGAGAUCGAGAACUGGCUCGAGCAAUGGGAGGCCGCAAUGUUGAAGGGACAAGAGACCGCUAUUUCUGCGUUCCACGCCACGUUCGAGGCGAAGUUCCACGAGUCGGACAACCCCUCGAUCAGCGAGAUCUCUGCGGAAGUACGACGAUAUAUACGAAUCCACGCAGAUACCCUAUCGACAGGACCAAGAGCCUCAAGAGGUGCCUUUGCCACAACAAGAGAAGGACCCAAGGAGACCAUGCCUCGGAGUACAACUAAGAAGCGACAUAGGGCCGCCGAUUCGCGGACCCAAAACGAGAUGCCAACGUGUCACGGAUGUGAUCUGCCACGACACCUACUUGCCAACUGCUUCUACUGCUUCCCAGAGGAAGCGUAUGAAGGAUGGAGGCCCAGCAACGACAUCAUGAAGAAGGUCACCGAGCGUCUCAAGGCCGAUGACGACCUCGCGGACCGCGUGAAGAAGAUCCGAUUCGUCACGCAGGCGAAGCAGCGCCACACAUCGUUUACACCGCGCAAAAGACUCGCAGGAAGACCGUUCAGAUGGCACCAGAGACUGGGUCACCCGGGCGAGGGGGUGCUGGAGCACCUCGUCAACGCCUCUCGAGGCGUGAAGAUCAUGGGUGACCUACGCAACAAGCUGCCUGACUGCUCAGCGUGUGGAAAAGGGAAGACAAGACGAAUUGUUCGACGUGCCCCACGCGAGUCUAUAGCGUGGGCAAAACCAGGAUCAAGAGUGGCGUUCGACUUUCACUCGAUUAGCCCUCAAGGAUACGGAGGCUAUAUGUCUACGGUAAUACUCUCUGACCGACUAACAGGAUACUCGUGGGACUACUACCUUAAGGACCGUACAACAGAGACGCUCCUCGAGGUAUUCGAUCUCUUCAUGGCCAUGAUGAAGACGCAAUAUAAUAUACAGGUCAAAGUCUUCGAAUGUGACCGCGAGGUUGCAACGAUUCAUCAGCAAGUCGCCACUCACCUUCAAUCUCAAGGGGUGGUCCUCGAACCCUCUGCGCCCAAUACGCAGGCCCAGAACGGAGGCGCCGAGCGAAUCGCAGCAGUUAUCAAGGAGAAGGCUAGGACCCUUCGCGAGGCAGGCAAGUUCCCUGAGAUGCUGUGGCCCGAAAUCGUUGUCGCCGCGACGUAUUUAUACAACAGGACGCCGUCAGCGGCGCGCGGCUGGAAAACGCCCUUCGAACGGUUCCAUAAUCAGUUUCGCGGCCCAGAUCUCGGGAAGCCUCAUCAAGCCCACCUUCGAGCGUACGGCUGCAAAAUGUAUGCGCUCACAACAGACGCACAGCUGGGCAGGAAUAAGUCGAGAAAGCUUCAACCGAGAGGAUGGAUAGGCUACCUCAUUGGGUACAGUACUAGCAACUCCUACCGCGUGUGGAAUCCGCUUACUGCCCGCGUUAUCACAACGCGAGACGUUGUGUUCAGGGAAACCGAGUUCUUUAAUGGAGAUAUCAACGAGCUGCGGGAUGACCUCAAAGACCUCGACGUGAACGAGCUCAACGCUCUUCUCGCGCGACUAGAGGUCUCGCCCACAGGGAUAACAUCUCCAGAGUACGCACACACCGCAGACGAAGAAGUCGAUGAAGUCCAGUACAUUGAAGACGAAGAGGCACAAGAAUACACCGCACCGCCGUCGCCUAAGUACGUGGAGUCACGAUUCGAACUCAAUACACCACCGCGGACGCCACCCACCUCGUUCUUCGCAGGCCUUGAGGAGGCACUCGGAGUGAAGGGGUGGAGGAAGAGACGUGCUUCGAUCGCUCCUGAGGCGGUUCAUGCACGCGAAUCGAUCCACGAAGAGUUUCCAAUUACCACUCCGCGUACCUCCUGGCAAGCCGCUUUCCUCGGCGGCACCAGAACGGGUAGAAAACGAGUGAAGAUGAAGCAAAAGGCGAAGAACGCCGAUACCAGCCUGGAAGCGGUAGCCCGUGUCAGGUGA